Molecule: messenger RNA, 1203 nt
Organism: Phyllotreta striolata
Lineage: Eukaryota; Metazoa; Arthropoda; Insecta; Coleoptera; Chrysomelidae
Source: the annotation of a GenBank genome assembly
AUGUGUAGCGUUGGAGACGAUUUCGAUAAUCAAACGGAAAAGUUGAUGCAAAAAGCAACAUUAACGAAAUUGUCUGAUACAUGCAACAAAUGUAGAGCAGAAAAGCCUUGCAUUGUUCUCAGGGGAAAAGAUACGUAUUGUAAAAAUUGUUUCUUGAUUAACACCGUUCACAAAUUUAAAGCAUCCCUUGGAAAAUCCCGACUAAUUCACCUGAACGAUCGAGUGCUGGUUUGGUAUCAGAUUGGCCAUCCGAGUGUUGCAUUAUUGCAUUUCCUGAGAACGGGAUUAGACUUGUCGACUCCUAAAAAACUUCGUUUCCAUCCGAUCAUUUUAUUUGUAUAUGACCAGUAUCAACUCAACAAUAAAGAGGGAAAGGAACUUAUAGAGAAUGCUAAAAGGAUUGUAUCUUCGUUUGGAUUCGAUUGCAAUUUCAUUUCGUUUGCCGAUUAUGUUUCAAAUCCGGAAAAUGUACCAAAUUUACUUAAUUCUGAAUCGUUGUUUGCUGAAAAUGACAUAGAAAAAUUAAAUUUGGUAAUACAUAAAACUUCAUCAAGAACUAAUAGGAACGAUAUAAAAUCCUUGCUGAGAAAGAAAUUGUUAAUAGAUGUAGCGAAGUAUUGGAAAUGCAAAUUCGUUUUUACACCAGAAAUAUCAAUCGAUAUUGCUUCAAAUUUAUUAUCAAACAUAUCAUUAGGAAGAGGAUCUCACGUUUCCAUUGAUACAGGAUUUUGCGACGACAGAGACGACGAAGUUAGAAUUCUCAAACCGCUGAGACAGUUCGAUAUGAAAGAGCUGGCCUUGUACAACAAUUUCAACAGGCUCGAAUCAUUAUCGGUGAGAAAAAGCGCAGUCAAUCCUUACUCUUCCGUUCAAGAUUUAAUGGCAAAGUUUGUGAUCGAACUGCAAAAAGAUUUUCCUGCCACAGUCACGACGAUCGUGAAAACAGGAGACAAAUUGAGCCUGGAUAAAAACGCAGAAGUUAAAUGUAAAUUGUGUAAAGGACCUGUAAGUGUUUCUGACGAUUUGGUAACGUCUCAACAGUCUACAAAUUUUUCGAGAUUUGUUUCUAAUGAAUUAGUCGAUUGUAAUAAAUCCAGGCAAGAGCGUUUUAGUACUAUUUGCAAUAAAUUUGAUCAAACUAACAACGAGAACGAAUUACUCUGUUACUCUUGUACGCGAAUUUAUGGUAAUUUUAUGUUAUAA